GCCGCGCCGGCCGUCGCCACAGCCAUGGAGUGCAGAGACAAAGCUGCUGUUCCUCCACGGAAGCUCGUCCAAGCUCGGCUGCCCUUCAAGCGCCUCAAUCCUGUGCCAAAGGAAAAACUCGAUCUGGAUUCAGAAGUGAAAAAAGUCAAGAGCUCCCCAAGUGCUUUUGUUCCGAGCAAGGAUCCCUCCCUGGAUGCCUCGGGUGGCUCCCUGGACAAUGUGGAGAACGACUGCCAGCUGGGCUCCGACGGGAAUCUGACUCCAAAACUUGUGAACGGGAAGGGUCCGUUGGACCAUUUUAUCCAGAAAAACCCAGGAGGUGACACGAGUGACCCUGGGGACGAUCCUGACCUCUCCAAGGGCCAUUUUAUCCAGAAGAACCCAGGAGGUGACACGAGUGACCCUGGGGAUGAUCCUGACCUCUCCAAGGGCUCUGGCCACGGACUCGAGGGGGAUGUGGAUUCCAGAGCUGCCGUAACCAGCGGCACCACGAUAGGAAAAGAGCUGACCCAGCUGAGCUGCCUGAAUUCCUCACAGAGCAGCCCAGCAGGUGACUCCACAGAGACUGAGGGGCCCUGUGCAGCCGCAGCCAAGGCAGAGCAGGAUCCGGGAGCUGGGAUCCAGCCGCGCUCCAGGGCGGUGGCAGGCAGGAAGGGGACCCAGGGCGAACUGAAGGAUGUGCUCUUUGAGGGGAAGGUGCCCGUGGUGCUGCUGGAGGACAUCAUGAGCCUGAAAUCCCCCCAGGUGGUGUCUCUGGACAGCAGCGGCACAGGCUCGGAGAACGAGGCCCUGGAGUCGUCCCACGAGGGAGACUCGGGACUGAGCAACUCCUCGCUGAGCUCCGGGAGCUCGCCCGACGUGCAGCUCAUGGCAGAGGCCAAGAGGAGCUCGAGUCCUUUGGCUGCCUCCACGCCUGCCAGGAAGGUACCUCAGAAAUUCCACAGAAGUUCAGCAGAGAAGGAGAAGCUGAGAUUGCAAAGAGAUCAGGAGCGCGCAGACAAGCUCCAGAAGCUGCAGGCAGAGAGGGAGGAGAAGGGGAGGCUGAAGGAAGAGGCAAAAGCUGCGAAAGAACGAGCCAAGGAGGAGGCAAAGAAGAGGAAAGAGGAAGAGAAGGAGUUGAAAGAGAGAGAAAGGAGGGAAAAGAAAGAAAAGGAAGAGAAGGAGAAAGCUGAGAAGCUGCGAGUGAAGGAGGAGAAGCGCAAGGAGAGGCAGGAGGCCUUGGAGGCAAAACUUGAGGAGAAGAGAAAGAAAGAAGAGGAGAAACGGUUAAAGGAGGAAGAAAAGCGCAUCAAUGCACAGAAAGCAGAGAUCACCAGGUUCUUCCAGAAACCAAAGACUCCACAAGCCCCCAAGACCCUUGCUGGCUCCUGUGGGAAGUUUGCUCCUUUUGAAAUUAAGGAGAACAUGGUCUUAGCCCCGCUCAGCCGUGUUUCCCUGGAUCCAGACUACCUGGAACAGCUGGAUAAGCUCCUGCGUGCCCAGAACGGCGACAGUUCCUUCUUGAGGGAGCUAAAAUGUCGUAAACCACGAAAAACUGGGCCCACUUUGGUCAGUGACAGCAAUGACAGUGUGAACAGUGACGUGGUGGUGGUGGACAGCUGCCAGGCAGACGCUGUUCCUGAGAGGGAGAAGUUUGGCAGGAUGAAGCUUCUGCAGUUCAGUGAGAAUCACCGCCCUGCCUACUGGGGCACCUGGAACAAGAGAACCGCCCUGAUCCGUGCCAGGAAUCCGUGGUCCAAGGACACCAAACUGCUGGACUAUGAAGUAGACAGUGAUGAAGAGUGGGAAGAGGAGGAGCCUGGGGAAAGUCUCUCCCAUAGUGAAGAGGAUGAUGAAGAGGAGGGAGAGGAUGAAGACGAGGACGAUGGGUUUUUUGUACCCCAUGGGUACCUAUCUGAAGAUGAAGGUGUGACAGAGGAGUGUGACCCUGAGAACCAGAAGGUUCGUCAGAAACUGAAAGCCAAGGAAUGGGAUGAGCUGAUAGCCAAGGGGAAGAGGUUCCACGUCCUGCAGCCCGUGAAGAUCGGCUGCGUCUGGGAAAGGGCAGCAGACGACAACAGCACCAACACGGACCUGAAGGUGCUCCAGCAGUUCACAGCCUGUGUCCUGGAUCCACCUGUGCCAGAGGAAGAGCAGCAGACACAGAAAUGUAGCAAGAAAAGGGCAAAAGAUCAGCAAAUCCUCGGCCACCUCCUGCCGCUGCUGCACGGGAACGUGCACGGGAGCAAGGUGAUCAUCCAGGAGUUCCAGGAGUGCUGCCGCCAGGGACGCUUCAGCGACGUGGCCGAGGGCGGCGACGGGAGCCCCCCGCCGGCGCAGCCCCCGGCCGGGGAGGACGGCGGGGUCCCCUCCAAGGCCAGGCUGAAGAGGAUCAUCUCGGAGAACUCGGUGUACGAGAAGAGGCCCGAGUUCAGGAUGUGCUGGUACGUGCACGCCGAGGUGCUGCGCAGCUUCGGGCACGAGCGGCUCCCCGUGCCGUGCCGCUGGAGCUACGUCACGCAGGUGCCCUGCGCGGGCAGGGACGAGGGCAGCGCCGUGCCCGCCGUGCCCGCCCCGCAGCACACGCCCCCCGCAGCCAAGAGGAAGGCCAUGGCGAGCAUGUCCAUCACCAAGUUCAUGAAGAGACCUCGGGAUGCUGAGCAGGCUGCAGAGAUGGACGGCUUUCAGGCAGACACGGAGGAAGACGAGGAAGAUGACGACUGCAUGAUUGUGGAUGUACAGCCAGCAAAAGGUUCUACAGCUUCAGAAUCCAGUGGCACGAGAGCUGCUGACCAGGACAGCCCAUCUAAUACAAUUUGAGACUUAAAUGCCUACUAACUCCUCUGUAUGUAUGUAGAAUGAGCUAGAAGAUUUUAAACAUUGUGUAUCUUUGACCAAGAUACUUGAAAGUAUUCCACAUUUCUUGUAAAGAGAAGACAGCACUUUGUUCUGCUUCAGACCAGAUGGAAGCUUAAAUUUUUAGUUUUAGCUUUUUAGCUUUUUUUUUUUUUUUUUUUUUAAAUACUGCAUAUUAAUCUGUCCUUAAUAAAGCAUUAUUGAAAUUUUGAUACUUCUUUGUAAUGGAAGGUAUCUUAAGUUAUCUCUAAAAGUAGCUGAGGGAUUUUGGAAUAAGCUUAUUGUGAUGCCACUGGGGAAUGACUGUUCAUAAUGUUGUACAGCGUGGCCUUGGGUAUAAAUGAUGUACAAUUAUAUAUGAAUUUAUGCUCUUGUA
Molecule: messenger RNA, 3211 nt
Organism: Pseudopodoces humilis (Tibetan ground-tit)
Lineage: Eukaryota; Metazoa; Chordata; Aves; Passeriformes; Paridae
Gene: CHAF1A
Product: chromatin assembly factor 1 subunit A
Biological process (GO): nucleosome assembly
Cellular component (GO): nucleus; CAF-1 complex
Source: RefSeq, a predicted model, not a curated record